Auanema sp. JU1783 is the source of this 6438-nucleotide messenger RNA. NCBI's taxonomy places the organism in Eukaryota, Metazoa, Nematoda, Chromadorea, Rhabditida, Rhabditidae. The record is from the annotation of a GenBank genome assembly.
AUGAUGAACAUCAUAUUCCUUUAUGCUGUUCACAUUAUUAUAUCAAAACCCAAUCAACCAAACAGCCCAACAAGAAGAGUAUGCGGUGGCGCUCAGCUGUGCUAUCGUUGUACCUAUAACCAAGGUAUGCGCUUCGGCUCCCCCAUCGCAUUGGGGGCAAUUUUACUGUUCAGCCUCCUCUUAUUAACAUUUUCAAGUCAUUUCUUGUUUGAAAACAUAGAACAGACAACUAAUAAAUAUAAAAGUAAUCAAGUCAAACUUAUCAAAGACGAUGUGCAGCCCAUUACCCGGUCCAAGUACUCAGGAUUGCCAGCAUCUGAUGGCUUGUUGUUCACAGUUGAUCGACACUACGUACGUCGAAGACGAAGGAGAAGUGUCGAUAUUACUCAAGAAGAUCGUCGGCAAGAGGCUUCUGUUAAAGGAGUCGCUCGCGACUGCCACAAAGCCUGUCACCUUCGACUACGUUCAGUUGAUGGACAAUCCUAUAAAAUCCACUUACAUCGGUUCCAUCAAAUUGCUCCAUCACGCAAUAAGACUAUACCACAUAUUCAUAAUUCGGAUAUUGUACCGCUUGUUCAAUAUUUUGAAGGAGAAGAUAGUGUUAGAGCUAAACUCUCACGUGCAUCGCCGAACUGUAUCUAUAGAGCACGUGUUGUCGGAUCAUCGGAUCAGAGUAUUGUCAAUCUAUGUGACAGCGAUGAUGGAUUGUAUGGAUUACUUGCCCUUCCCAACAAGGGAGUGUACACGGUUGAACCAAUUGUCGAUGAAAACAAUGCCAGCACAACAACAAGUGGUCGACAUAAAAGCCAUGUUGCCCAUCAGAUUCGAUCACACACAUUCCAUCACCAUUUUGACGAUACCAAUUCAACGUCAACUUCAGAGAGUAUGGAACUGCCAAUUUUUGACGCGAACUCAACUUCGGAACAGCCGUUGUGGGAAGAUCUCAGUUUUCGAAGUGCAAGAUCAAGAAGAGCUGCAAACUCUUGGGAUCAUUACGUUGAGGUGUUAGUGGUGACAGAUGUAAAAAUGUAUGAAUAUCAUGGCUUUAAUUUGGAAGAUUAUGUACUGACUUUAUUUUCAACGGUUGCUUCCAUAUAUCGUCAUCAAUCGUUGCGUGCUUCUAUCAACGUGGUUGUAGUUAAAAUUAUAAUAUUAAAACAUGAAAACCAAGGACCAGUAGUGUCGUCAAAUGCGCAAGAAACUCUCCAAGGUUUCUGCAAAUGGCAAAGCUUAUAUAAUGAGCGGAAUGAUGAGAGCCCAACACAUCACGAUGUAGCAAUUCUUCUAACUAGAGGCGAUAUUUGCAGAGCCCCAGGCAAAUGUGAUACAUUAGGUCUUGCUGAAUUAGGAACUAUGUGCGAUUGGCAGAAAAGUUGUGCUAUUAUAGAAGAUAACGGAUUGAGUGCUGCAUUCACAAUUGCCCAUGAACUAGGACACAUUUUCAAUAUUCCUCAUGAUGACGAAAGAAGAUGCUCCCAAUUCAUGCAUGUCACCAAGAGCAAUUAUCAUAUUAUGGCUCCAACUCUAGAAUACAAUACUCACCCUUGGAGUUGGUCGGAAUGUAGCAGCGGAAUGUUAGAGAAAUUUUUAGAUAACAAUAGAGGCCAGAUUCAAUGUUUAUUUGAUCAACCAGUUCAAAGAAAGUAUUACGAACAGCUUUUCGAAAGUCCACCACCUGGCCAGAAGUACGAUGUCAACCAGCAAUGCAAAUUCGUGUUUGGUCCACAAUCUGGACUAUGCCCCUAUAUGCCUACUUGUCGGAGACUAUGGUGUGCAACCUAUUACGGAACCCAAAUGGGGUGCCGAACUCAACAUAUGCCCUGGGCUGAUGGUACACCGUGUGACAAAACAGAUCAACCUAAAUACUGUCACAGAGGUGAAUGUGUUGAUAUGUCACCAGACCGUCGUAGUCGGACAGAUGGAGGUUGGGGAGAGUGGCAAACAUGGGGACAAUGUAGUAGAACGUGUGGUGGAGGAAUUCAAAAAGCUUUACGUGACUGUGAUAACCCAAGACCUUCCAACGGAGGAAAGUAUUGUGUUGGUCUUCGAGAACAAUACAAGUCUUGUAAUACGCAAGAAUGUCCGUGGGACACUCCAGGAUUCAGGGAGGUUCAGUGUGCAGAGUUUAAUAAUAAGGAUGUCGGAAUACAUGGCGUGUCUUCCAGUUCGGUUUGGGUGCCAAAGUAUUCGGGAGUAGCUAGUAAUGAAAGGUGCAAGCUUUUCUGUAGAAUUAGUGGAACAGCCGCAGCGUAUUUAUUGAGAGAUAAGGUGGCUGAUGGAACUCCUUGUGAUCGUAAUGGUGAUGACAUUUGUGUGGAUGGGACAUGUAUGAAGGCCGGAUGUGACCAUAUUCUACAGUCGAAUGUAAGGCGUGAUCGAUGUGGUAUUUGUGGUGGUGAUGAUACUAGUUGUCGUGUGGUUAAGGGUACUUACAAUGAACGUGGUUCUUUUGGAUAUAACGAGGUCAUGAAAAUUCCGGCAGGUUCAGCUAACAUUGAUAUUCGUCAGCACGGGUACAAAAAUCAGAAAGAUGAUGACAAUUAUUUAUCAUUACGAGCUGCAAACGGAGAGUUCUUGUUGAACGGUCACUUCCAAGUCAGUGUUUUCCGCCAACAUAUCCCUAUUCAAGAUGUUGUUCUCGAAUACUCUGGUAGUGACAACGUUGUUGAGCGAAUCAAUGGAACUGGACCUAUAAGAUCAGAUAUCUAUGUCCAUGUAUUGUCUGUCGGUAAUCUCUACCCGCCUGACAUCAGUUACGAGUACAUGACCGCUGUUGAAACAAAGCGACGCCCACCAGUGCACGGAUUCUUCUGGAGGCAUGGUGACCGUUGGUCAGAGUGUGAUCGUACAUGCCAAGGAUCUCAACGACAAGAUAUAUAUUGUGUCGAUGCUAUGACCAAUAAGCAGAGUGGUGACAGAAAUUGUAAAACCAGGAAGCCUGAUCAUAACACUCGUAUGUGUAACAUAGACUGCACUAUCAAAUGGCACACUGAGGACAUAUCCCGGUGUUCUGCACAAUGUGGAGCAGGAGAGAAACGUUUACGUGUUCUUUGUGUGCGGCUUGACUCAAACGGUAGAUCAAAUCCUGCCAGAGAAACAGAUUGCGAUCGAAACACUAGACCCUCUGAGCGUGCUUCAUGUUAUACCGACUGCUCUGGUCGCAGAUGGGCUUACACCGAAUGGACGCCGUGCUCUGUCACUUGUGGAUCUGGAGUCUCGACUCGUAACGCUUCCUGUCUUGAUGAUCGUGGACGCCGAAUAGAUGAAACUCUCUGUGGCUUGCAAACAGAAAAACUCAUGAGGAAUUGCGUCCAACACCCUUGUCCACGCUGGGUCUAUGGUCAUUGGUCUGAAUGUUCACGCUCGUGUGAUGGUGGAGUGCGAAUGCGUCAUGCACAGUGUUUAGAUGCAGCUGAUCGUGAAACAGAUCCAAGGCGUUGUGAGCCAAAGCACGACCGAGAAAAAUGUAAUGAGCAUUUAUGUACUAAUUGGUCCUUUGGCCAAUGGACGGCCUGUUCAGUUACUUGUGGCGUUGGAAUACAAACCAGAGAAGCUAAGUGUGUUGAUCGUGAAAAUCGGUUACUGGAUAACGGGAAAUGCAACUACCGAGAGCGUAUUGUUCAAAAACCGUGUAAUCGGCCAUCUUGUCCCACAUGGAAAAUUGGAGAGUGGACUACGUGCAGUGUUUCUUGUCAAGAUGGGUGGUCAACGCGUCGUGUUACUUGUGCUGACUAUCGCGGUCAAGAUGUUCCUACUGAACAGUGUCAACAAGCUGGAGAUAGACCUUCUUCGCAUAAGCCAUGCAACCAGGGUCCUUGUCCAUUCUGGAGAUCUGGAGAUUGGUCAUCGUGUUCUGUCUCUUGUGGUAGCGGUGUUAGGCAACGAACCUCGGAGUGUGUAUACAGAGAUCAAGUUGUUGAUCAAUCGUUCUGUGGGGAAACAAAGGCGCCUGAACGAAGUCAGCAGUGCAGUUUGGUCCCAUGUAGUAAUUGGGAGAUGACGCCAUGGACUUCUUGCUCUGUAACCUGCGGGUCUGGUGUUCAAACUCGUGAAGUAUUUUGUGCUUCAGGAGCAAUGAGAGAACGUAUGCAUGAUCAAAUGUGUGACAAGAAACUCAAACCACGCAACCAGAAAGUCUGUGAAAGAGAUAGUUGCUCUUCUAAACCAGUUUAUGUUGUUGCUCCUUUAUCUGAAGUUCCAACUAUCAGAUGGGCCACUGGACCAUGGACGCCUUGCUCGACCUCUUGUGAUGCUGGCCAGCAGAAACGAUUGGUGAAAUGUAGAGAUCAAGUUAGGGAUCUACCGGAUGAGUACUGUCGACAUAUAGAAAAACCAGAUGAUCAACAGACUUGCCAACUUAAAGCUUGUGCUUAUUGGAGGAGUGGGCCAUGGCAACCUUGCUCUGCUACAUGUGGCUCUCACGUGCAACAAAGCAGAACAGUUCAAUGCGUAGCUUACAAUUCAAAGCAAAAUGUGUCUGAAACUGAUUGUGAUGUUGCCCAUCGACCGACAGCCGUCAAAUCAUGCAAGCUUGAAGCGUGUCCCCAAGGAGAGCCACCGUUAGGAAGAUGGCGAACAGGAGAUUGGGAGAAGUGUACCAAAACAUGCGGUGGAGGCUGGCGAAGACGUGCUGUAUCAUGCAGUGCAGGUGCCUGUGAUGAGACAACCAAGCCGAGAAGCUUAGAUUCUUGUAAUUCUCAUGUUUGUCCUGUCUCAAACAACACAUGGCAAAUAUCUCCAUGGACUCACUGCUCUGUUACAUGUGGUGGAGGCGUUCAGCGUCGUCGGGUAUGGUGUGAGGAUGCUACAACGUUCGUCUCGAAAGAGGAUGUAGAUUGUGGAGACAAGAAACCUAUAGAACAAAGAGAUUGUGAAUUGGCUCCUUGUCCACCUCGAUUAGAACCAGUAACACCUCUACGUCCCGAAUGGCAGACGUCGCCUUGGUCGUCGUGUUCCGUCAAAUGUGGAAGAGGAGUUCGGAGACGCUUAGUUGCUUGUGUAGACACUACAACUAACGCAGCAAUAUCUACAAGCCUAUGUGAUAAAAAGAAAAAGCCUUUGGAAGAGCACAAAUGUCGUGUUAUGCAUUGUCCUCGAUGGAGAGGAAUGCCAUGGGGGCCGUGCUCAAGUACCUGCGGAGCCGGAGUUCGUCGUAGAGAAGUGUUCUGCCAGCGCGGUCGGAGGCAACGAACCAAUGAAACCGAGUGUUCUUCUGCUACCAAACCUCCAACAGAAGCGAAGUGUUAUCAGCCUGCUUGCCCAGCAUAUAACUGGGUUACUACACCGUGGUCUAAAUGCCUUGAUCCAUGCGCCAAGAACCAACAACAUCGUCGAGUUUAUUGCAUGAGUAACGGAGGUAAACGCGCAGCUCCUCGAAUGUGCAAUACUGAGAAAACUCCACCAACUACGCGUCAAUGUGAUUUUAGUCGUUGUCCAUACGAAUGGGCUCCAGGUCCAUGGCAAACUUGUUCGAAAACUUGCGGUAAUGGAACUCAAAGUAGGAGUAUAGAAUGCUUAGUUAAAUCAUCACAAACGUCUAAUUUACUUUCUGAACAUUCAGUUCCAAAGGGGAAAUGUGAAGCUUUACCGAUGCCGAAAGACCAACAGGAUUGUAAUCUUAAUGCGUGUGAAGCUGAAUACCAAUGGCAAAUCGGGCCAUGGCAAGCGUGCUCUAAAACAUGCGGACAUGGAGUUAGAAGACGCAAAGUAAGAUGCUUCCACAGAAAUGGAACUAGGGUAGCAAAACAGAACUGUGAAGCUGUAAGCGUUCGUCCUAGACGUACACAGACAUGCUUUGAAAGAAAUUGUUUACCAUCAACAUGUCAAGAAAUUCGAAGUCAAGCCAAGACACCGUCCACUGAUGGAAAUUAUACCGUCUUACUAGAUGGAUUCCCUAUCCUCGUUUAUUGCCAUAGAAUGAACGAAACUAUCCCAGGAACUUACAUCAAUAUACAUCCAGAUUCCAAUUUCGCUGAAGUUUAUGGAAAAAGAUUGAUAUAUCCUCACACAUGUCCGUAUAACGGUGAUCGUAAUGAUUCCUGUCAGUGCUCUGAAUACGGUGAUGCGCACGCUGGCUUCACCCGUUUCUCAAAAAUCCGUGUGGAUUUAUUGAAUAGAAAAAUAAAAAUUAAUGAUUUCACAUUUGCCAAAACCAUCAAUGGUUCGCAUGUCGAGUAUGCCACUGCCGGUGACUGCUACAGUAUGAAAGAUUGUCCUCAGGGACGUUUUUCUGUGGAUUUAGUUGGUACAGGUUUAAGAAUAGUAGACGAUUUGCAGUGGGAAGACAAAGGACAUCGAACUACAUCCCGCAUUGAUCGAACCUCUAAUAAUGCACGUGUAGAAGGUCGAUGUGGUGGUUAUUGUGGUAAAUGUUCACCGGAUAAGUAUAAAGGACUUGUAUUCGAGAUUGACACGAAACAAGUUCAACCGUUUGUGUAG